AGCUCCAUUAAUUAUCAACCCCAUUCAAAUUUCUUCUAAUGUUCAAAAAACCUCGUAAACAACAAGAAACCAAUAUGGACGAGACCAUUUCCUUAAUUCUUCAUGGGUGCAAGUUAGCUAAAGAUCUUGAAUUAAACCUAGAAAACUUAGCCAGCCAGCCAGAGAUAUUUUCCAAGUCAUGUGAAGAUAUCAUUAGGGUUUUUAUUAAUGCUAGGGAAAGGCUAAAUGUUCAUCAACAAGACACCGCUUCAUAUACUCAUCACAUGUUGUUUCGUGAGCCACAGGAAUUACAGCAACAACAGAAUAUUGAUCCUAGCCUCCAGGAAUGGCUAAGGACUAGUUGCCCAUCAGCUAUGGAGACGUUGUUUCAUCAAUCACAGGUCCUUGGUGCUGAGAAGACGCAAAUGGGGUCAGGAGACUUUAUUAUUGAAUUAGGUAGUAGAUCAGAUCACGUUCAAGCAAUAGAUGCAUCAGAUCCUGGCAGAGGUUCUUCAUCAUCGUGUCAAAGACCGCGAAGAAGGAAGGAUGAUGCCGAAAGACGGACAGUGAGGGUACCUGCUCAGCAGUUUGGCAAUACUGAGAUCCCACCAGAAGAUGGCUUCACUUGGAGGAAAUAUGGACAGAAAGAGAUACUUGGUUCAAGGUUCCCGAGGGCUUACUACAGGUGCACCCACCAAAAGCUGUACCAUUGCCUAGCCAAGAAACAAGUUCAGCGACUUGAUGACGAUCCCUACACAUUCGAGGUGGCGUACCGUGGCGAGCACACUUGCCACAUGUCUGCGACGGCACCAUCAGUUCCACCACCAGCAACAGAUAUUGCACAAGAGAUGGCCCAAAAUAUGAGUGCUCCGCCUCAGCCAUCUGCAGCAACUUCUCUAGCUAGAUGGCUGGAAUUUAGUCUGGGUUCUGGAGGUAGCGCUGGUUGCAGCAGUAGCAGCAUGGCUGCAGGUGCUGGUAGUGGUGGUGAAGGUCCCUCCACCGCUGGUCGAUACAGUAAAGAAGCUGACUACCCUAUAAUAGAUAUGGCUGAUGCCAUGUUUAAUUCCGGCAGCAGUAGCACCAAUAGCAUGGAGUUUAUUUUCCCUUCCAUAUUGGAAGAAAAAUGGGAUCAGGCAAGCGAUAAAAAACCUUGAGUGUGCUAGUUAAAUUAGUACUUAGAAUAAGUGAAUUUCUUGUCUCUUUUGUGGGGGGAUAUAUUUCAACUCUAUAAUUAAGCCAGUGAAAAUUACUUUCAUAGGUCAUUCUCAAUUCAUUAAUUAAGGCAUCGCUUUG
This is a messenger RNA of Populus euphratica (Euphrates poplar), 1272 nucleotides long. Its product is annotated as WRKY transcription factor 55-like. Gene Ontology annotation, biological process: regulation of DNA-templated transcription. The record is from RefSeq and is a predicted model, not a curated record. Bases 39 to 1133 code for a protein of 364 amino acids. Gene Ontology annotation, cellular component: nucleus. Gene Ontology annotation, molecular function: DNA-binding transcription factor activity; transcription cis-regulatory region binding. The transcript is spliced from 3 exons. Lineage: Eukaryota; Viridiplantae; Streptophyta; Magnoliopsida; Malpighiales; Salicaceae.